Molecule: messenger RNA, 3248 nt
Organism: Lolium rigidum
Lineage: Eukaryota; Viridiplantae; Streptophyta; Magnoliopsida; Poales; Poaceae
Product: auxin response factor 17
Exons: 14
Coding region: 244-2988 (914 amino acids)
Biological process (GO): regulation of DNA-templated transcription; response to hormone
Cellular component (GO): nucleus
Molecular function (GO): protein binding; DNA binding
Source: RefSeq, a predicted model, not a curated record
UGGCAACACUCGCGGUGAUUUCCAGGAAGCGUAACUGCGCACGGCAAAAGGCCUCUGGCGGCGAGGUGAAGCGAAGAAAGCGAUGGGUUUUGGGAAGGCGCUGUGAUUUGGCCUGAAAAGGAGGAAUCUUUCCUUCGUCUUCUCCUUCCUUCCAUCCUUCCGCGCCUCCGUGCACGCGCCCUCUUUUAUUGCAACCUCAGAUCGGUCCCUGACUAGCCUUUUCACAAGGAAGGGAGUAGAAAAAUGAGGCUCUCGUCGCCGGCUGGCGGCGGCGGGCUUCCAGCGGCUCAGGCGGCGGCGUCGCCGGAAGCUGCCGAGGAGCACAAGUGCCUGAAUUCAGAACUGUGGCAUGCUUGUGCUGGCCCGCUUGUUUCUUUGCCUGGGGUCGGCAGCCGGGUAGUGUAUUUCCCGCAGGGUCACAGUGAGCAGGUAGCUGCCUCGACAAAUAAAGAAAUAGAGUCUCAGAUCCCCAACUAUCCUAAUCUGCCUCCACAGCUUAUAUGCCAACUGCAUAAUGUGACGAUGCAUGCUGACGCGGAAACGGAUGAGGUCUAUGCGCAGAUGACAUUACAACCACUUAACCCGCAAGAGCUCAAGGAUCCGUAUCUACCUGCUGAAUUAGGUACUGCAAACAAACAGCCAACAAAUUACUUUUGCAAAACAUUAACUGCAAGUGACACCAGUACGCAUGGUGGAUUCUCUGUUCCCCGGCGAGCAGCUGAGAAAGUGUUUCCUCCGCUGGAUUUCACUCAACAACCUCCAUGCCAGGAGCUGUUUGCAAAAGAUCUUCAUGGCAAUGAGUGGAAAUUCCGUCACAUCUUCCGCGGUCAGCCAAAGCGGCAUCUUCUCACUACAGGCUGGAGUGUCUUUGUAAGUGCAAAGAGACUUGUCGCUGGGGACUCUGUCCUAUUUAUCUGGAAUGAUAACAACCAGCUUCUUCUGGGAAUUCGGCGGGCAACUCGGCCACAAACGGUUAUGCCAUCUUCUGUCCUAUCUAGUGAUAGCAUGCACAUUGGUCUUCUUGCUGCAGCUGCUCAUGCUGCUUCAACAAAUAGCCGGUUUACAAUCUUCUACAACCCAAGAGCGAGCCCUUGCGAGUUUGUUAUACCACUUUCUAAGUAUGUAAAAGCUGUGUAUCAUACCCGUAUAUCUGUGGGGAUGCGUUUCAGGAUGCUGUUUGAGACGGAAGAAUCAAGUGUUAGGAGAUACAUGGGAACAAUUACUGGAAUUAGUGAUCUUGAUGCUGUUCGUUGGCCGAACUCACAUUGGCGUUCUGUAAAGGUUGGCUGGGAUGAAUCGACUGCUGGAGAGAGGCAGCCAAGGGUGUCACUUUGGGAGAUUGAGCCCCUCACAACUUUCCCAAUGUAUCCUACUCCUUUUCCACUCAGACUGAAGCGUCCAUGGCCAACAGGCUUGCCUUCUCUGCAUGGUGGUAAGGAAGAUGACUUGACUUCCUCUCUCAUGUGGCUUCGAGAUAGCGCAAACCCUGGUUUCCAGUCGCUGAAUUUUGGUGGUGCUGGUAUAAGUCCCUGGAUGCAGCCAAGGGUGGAUACAUCAUUACUUGGUCUACAACCUGAUAUUUACCAAACAAUGGCCGCAGCUGCGUUCCAGGACCCAACGAAGAUGUCGCCCACGAUGCUGCAGUUCCAGCAGCCACAAAACAUGGUUGGUAGAGCUACACCACUUCUGCAAAGUCAGAUUUUGCAGCAAAUGCAACCUCAGUUUCAGCAGCAUCCUUACCUUCAGAACAUCAAUGGAACAACAAUCCAAGGCCAGGCUCAGUCUGAGUUCCUUCAACAGCAGCUCCAACGGUGUCAGUCUUUUAAUGAGCAGAAGCCACAGCUUCAACAACAGCAAGAACAGCAGCAGCAGCAGCAGCAGCAGCAGCAGCAGCAAUCACAGGGUAUGCAAGUCCCUCAACAUCAAGACAUGCAACAACAAAAGAACAUGGCAAACUACCAGUCAGCAUUUUCUCAACUCUCCUCAGCUCCCCAGUCUUCACCAACGACACUGCAGGCAGUCUUACCGUUUUCGCAGCCUCAGAACUUUUCAGACACAAACAUAAGUUCACUGUCCCCAUCCGGUGCAUCCGCCAUGCAUAAUACAUCGGGGCCAUUCUCAUCAGUAGCAGCUCCACACCUAAGUAUGCCAAGACCUACUGCGGUACCUGUCCUUGACCCUUGGUCGUCAAAGAGAGUUGCCAUGGAGUCUCUGCUCCCUUCUCGCCCUCAGGGUACACCGCAUGUAGACCAGCUUGAGUCAGCACCGCCUAGUCUACCUCAAAGCUCUGCAUUGGCACCUCUUCCUGGAAGAGGGUGCUUGGUGGAUCAAGAUGGGAACUCUGACCCUCAUAAUCAUCUUCUGUUCGGCGUUAAUAUAGACUCGAACUCUCUCCUAAUGCAAGGAGGUCUACACGACGAGAAUGAUUCAACUGCAAUUCCCUACUCCACUUCCAAUUUUCUGAGCCCUUCUCAACAUGAUUUCUCCUUGGAUCAAACACUAAACAGUCCAGGAUGUUUAGAUGAGUCGGGAUACGUAACAUGUUCACAGAAUGCUGAUCAAGGGAAUCAGCCACCUGCGACUUUCGUGAAGGUUUACAAAUCUGGAACCUACGGAAGGUCGCUUGAUAUCACUAGGUUUAGUAACUACCAUGAACUACGUAGGGAGUUAGGGCGUCUAUUUGGCCUUGAGGGCCAGUUGGAAGACCCCUUGAGAUCAGGCUGGCAGCUUGUAUUCGUCGACCGGGAGGAUGAUGUCCUUCUUGUCGGUGAUGACCCUUGGCAGGAAUUCGUGAACAGCGUAUCCUGCAUAAAGAUCCUCUCCCCGCAGGAGGUCCAGCAGAUGGGCAAGCAGGGCUUGGAGCUCCUGAGCUCGGCCCCCGGGAAGAGGCUAAGUAGUAGCAGCUGCGACGACUACGCGAGCAGGCAGGAGUCGCGUAGCCUGAGCGCUGGAAUCGCGUCCGUUGGCUCAGUUGAAGUCGAGUUCUGAAGAGAGCGCCUCCGCGAGCCGCUUGGCGUAUGUUUCUGCAGCCCCUUUUUUUCUUCUAGUUUUUUGAUGAGACCUGGAACUGGAAGCACAUAGAUCAUGCCUAGCUCUUUCUAAGUUAUGAUGUACCAUUCUAAUAAUCAUCAUGCCAUGUGGUAUCAACUUCGAAGUAGAGACAGUACAGCCCUCCGUUUUGGUGAACGUGCCAAAACUCUGUUCCGUGGAACUCUAAUCCUGUGAAUGUAGGCUCUCUGAUUAUGGAA